Cercopithifilaria johnstoni is the source of this 174-nucleotide messenger RNA. The record is from the annotation of a GenBank genome assembly. NCBI's taxonomy places the organism in Eukaryota, Metazoa, Nematoda, Chromadorea, Rhabditida, Onchocercidae.
GCUGCUGAGGACGAUGAUUUGACAGUUUUAACACCCUCCUCCAAUGCUAUGUUAUCAAUAGAUAUGACUAAUAAUUUAAACACUGAAACACCAAUAUGCUACGAAACUUCAUUAGAACGCUCACAGACAAAUGAUGUUAUCAGCUAUGAUGAAAAAGAUGAUGAUAAUUCAUAA